AAAACCAAGUCCUCAACGACACAAGAAACAAAAUUUUACGUUUAGAACAAUUCAAGAGGAAGAAGAAGAAGAAUGAGUAGCGGAGGAGGAAAGACCGUGUGUGUCACGGGAGCGUCGGGUUAUAUAGCCUCGUGGAUCGUCAAGCUUCUUCUCAUACGUGGUUACACCGUUAAGGCUUCUGUCCGUGACCCGAACGAUCCAAGAAAAACCGAGCAUUUACUUGCGCUGGAAGGCGCCAGUGAAAGGCUUAAGCUUUUCAAAGCAAACUUGUUGGAAGAAGGGUCCUUCGAUUCAGCCAUUGAUGGCUGUGAGGGCGUUUUCCAUACCGCUUCCCCUUUCUAUCACGACGUCAAAGAUCCACAGGUCGAAUUACUUGAUCCAGCCGUGAAGGGAACGAUAAAUGUUCUAAACUCAUGCUUGAAGACUUCUUCAGUUAAACGGGUCGUCUUAACGUCUUCCAUAGCCGCUGUUGCGUUCAACGGAAAGCCACGAACUCCAGAGACAGUCGUUGACGAGACUUGGUUCGCCGAUCCUGAUUACUGCAGGGCCGCCAAGCUCUGGUAUGUGCUCUCGAAGACGCUAGCCGAGGACGCGGCAUGGAAAUUCGCGAAAGAGAAUGAUAUGCAGUUGGUUUCGAUAAAUCCAGCGAUGGUUAUAGGUCCUCUCUUACAGCCGACGCUCAACACGAGUGCCGCAGCUGUUCUAAGCUUGAUCAAAGGAGCGCAAACGUUUCCUAACGCGACUUUCGGGUGGGUGAACGUCAAAGACGUAGCGAACGCUCACAUCCAAGCGUUCGAGAACCCAUCAGCCAACGGGCGGUACUGUUUGGUGGAAAGAGUUGCUCAUUACUCUGAAGUUGUGGACAUCUUGCAUAAGCUCUACCCUGAUUUCCAGCUCCCUGAAAAGUGUGCGGACGAGAAGCAGUACAUUCCGACGUAUAAAGUAUCGAAGGAGAAAGCGGAGAGUUUGGGGAUCGAGUUCGUGCCGUUGGAGGUUAGCAUAAAAGAAACCGUAGAGAGCUUGAAAGACAAAGGGUUCAUCAGAUUCUGAAACGCACUGUCCGAGGAAUGGGAAUGCGAGUGAAAGUGAGAACUCAUGGAGUUUUUUUUUCUUUUUUCAAAUCUUCUUCUUUCGUUUCUAACACAUCAAGACACGGAUUGUCGCAUGUCAGGCCGCGAGGCCACUCGGUAGACUUAUGUUGUCUCUCCUGUCUUCUGUUUCUUGUUUUCGUGUUUCUCUUCGUCCCUUCUUGUCAUUUUAACUUGAACAAAAUAUAUAUGUUAUU
Molecule: messenger RNA, 1285 nt
Organism: Tarenaya hassleriana
Lineage: Eukaryota; Viridiplantae; Streptophyta; Magnoliopsida; Brassicales; Cleomaceae
Product: cinnamoyl-CoA reductase 1
Exons: 6
Coding region: 73-1050 (325 amino acids)
Molecular function (GO): oxidoreductase activity, acting on the CH-OH group of donors, NAD or NADP as acceptor
Source: RefSeq, a predicted model, not a curated record